Saccostrea echinata is the source of this 1378-nucleotide messenger RNA. RefSeq lists its product as uncharacterized. Gene Ontology annotation, molecular function: A2-type glycerophospholipase activity; glycerophospholipid phospholipase A1 activity. The coding region runs from base 56 to 1291 and encodes 411 amino acids. Gene Ontology annotation, biological process: N-acylphosphatidylethanolamine metabolic process. The record is from RefSeq and is a predicted model, not a curated record. Gene Ontology annotation, cellular component: cytoplasm. Lineage: Eukaryota; Metazoa; Mollusca; Bivalvia; Ostreida; Ostreidae. The transcript has 2 exons.
CUGUUUGGAUUAUUUUCUAUUCCCUUUACAACAUGGUUGUGUGAAAUCGUUUGCAAUGGCCUCUAAAUCUACGACUACUGUUGACGAUUCUGACAACAGAAGAACACAACGACCAGAGUUAGAGAGGAGCAAUUCUCUUGAUCCAAAAUGUUUGCAGAGAGCACCAUCUUUCCAGACAAUAACAGAAUUUAAAGAAAGGGUCAAAGAAUCAGAAGAAAGCAAGACAAAUAGCAAAACCGAGCAAACUGUGAAAGAGGAAUCCAUGAUGGAAAACCCUGAUCUCGACGAGAAGGACAAUGAUACAUCACAAGAAUCAGCACAAGAAAAUUCUGAAAUAGGCAAAUGCAUUGAAUGUGUGAAGGCCAUCCCAGUAUUUUCAUCGGAUGGAAUUGAAGCUGGUGAUCACGUGAUCUUUAGUGGGGCAGUAUACGACCAUCAUGGGAUAAUUAUAUCAAGAUUAGACGAUGGAGUAACUUUUGAAAUCAUAGAAGCAACAAAUACAUUCUCUGGAGUUGUCGUUGGGCUUUCAAAACUGUUUGGUGGAAAAGCCAAAAUCCAAUCCACUUUCAAAAAAUUUGAUUUUGAAAAAGAAAAGAUAUGUGUGGUAGAAUACAGAUAUAGAAGAUAUUCGAAGAAAGAAACCAUCCAACGUGCCAUAAAUAUAUAUAAUGAUAAGGAAGAGAGCGUAAAAUAUAAAUAUGAUCUCUUUGAUAACAAUUGUGAACAUUUUGCUACGCACUGUGUUACAGGACAAAAUUUCAGCGUACAAGUAACCAAGUUCAGAUUGACGUGGAAAUUGUUUUGGUCUAGAGGUUUUGUUGGGAUAAGCAAUGAACUAACAAGAAACGAAAAAGAGUUUGAAAACAAGAUCAUUUGCAAAGACUGUUAUGAGAUGAAUAAAAAACUGCUUGCUGUCACAUUGAGGCCUGUUGUUGGAGAACAGGAUGUGGAAAUGGGAGAUAUCAUCCGAUACUCCUACUAUAAUCUGUGGCAUGAGGCAGUGGUUUUAGAAAAGAAAAGAACGACAGAGAAGUCAGUAGUGUGCACCAUUGCUCAUUACGCCUUCUGUGGAAUCUUCUCCCAUCGAACAAUCAAGGAGGAGGAGUUGGAAAUUUGUUAUGACGGGAAAUGCAGCAAACUGGAGUACACAGAGCCUUCCUAUCAUGUAUAUAACCCAGACAAAGUUGUGAAACGUGCGCGAACAAGAUUGGGGGAACAAAUGUUUGUUUUCUUUUCAAACGAUUCCAGUCACUUUGCUAGAUGGUGUAAACUGAAACUUACGCGAACUUAAAAGCUUGAGAAUUAUGUUCUUAACACACUUUACCUUUUCAUUCAUCAUAGUCUACAAAAUGUUUUGCAAGAAAUGCUGGUAGUACGC